AUGACACGUGCAGACGCCAAGGCUGGGUCCGGCGCCAAGACGAGAAGGGCGCAGAAGCGAAAGAGUAAAUUCAAUCCCGACUCGAGUGGCGGCGGCGGCGGCGACGACUCGGCGACGAAGACGUCCGACUCGAAGGCUCGAAAGUCAAAGACGUUCGAUGGGAAGAGUGAGGGCAGAAAACUGAGCGGUGGAUCGAAAUCCUUCACGAAGGGCGACUCGAAGGGGCGCGACAGAGGCGAGAAGCGUCCGAGCUCUGGUGAGAGCGUGGAGGCAAAGAGCAAAAAGGCAAAGUCCAGCAACGACGGUAAGCCGCUCUCUCGCAAGGAGCAAAAGGCGAAGGCGGACGAAAUUAAGGCGCUGAGAAAGCCUAACUUCGCGUUAGUACAAGAGUUGGCCCAGAUCUGGGAGCGCAUGCGGGGGAAGAAGGUUUCAAAGACGGAUCGAAGCACGCUGUGUGACGAAAUUUUCAAGAAGUCCAAGGGCAAGGUGCCAGAGCUGGCAAACAAUCACAAAGGCUCGCGUGUGGUGCAGGCAGUGCUCAAGUACGGCACUCCGGAGCAAUGCGAGUCGGUCAUGGCAGAGGUGACGCCGGAAAUCUCCCUUCUCUCGAAGUCUCUGUACGGUAACUUUUUGGUUCGCAAGCUCAUCGAUUCUACUGACAAAAAGGACGUGCCCAAGCUUCUCGCCAAUCUCAAGGGACAGAUUCCGAGACUGGCUCGUCAUCCCGUCGGGUCUCAGAUCGUCGAAGCGCUCUACCACGUCGCUUCGGGCAAGGACAAGAAAUCGAUGACGUUUGAGUUCUAUGGUCCAGAGUUCGUCCACUUUGGCGUCGCCGAGGUCGGUUCCCUUCGUGAAGCCUUGCUCACCAAGCCCGUCGCACAGCGCCAGAGCACGCUUCGUCACGUGAACACGUCGAUGAUACCGGUAUUAGAAAAAGGUUUAGUGUCUUCCUCCGUAAUUCAUCGCGUUUUAUCGGAGUACCUGAGCGUGGGCGGCCCGAGCACGAAGGCAGAGGCGGCGGGAUCCAUCGCCGCCGCUGGUUUACUCCGUAUGAUGCACACAAAGGAGGGCUCGCACGCGGUGAACAUGAUGCUCGCGCACUCUGGAGCGAAGCAACGCAAGGGCGUCGUCAAAGCGCUGAAGGGUCAGAUUUGGAGAGUUGCACAGGAUGACUUUGCGCACCUCGUCAUCGCGCACCUCUUUGACUGUGUGGACGACACACAGCUGCUCACAAAGGGCGUCGUGAGCGAGCUCAAACAGGAAGGCAUCGAAGAAGUCGCAUCGCACAAAAAUGCACGUCGAGUGCUGUUACACAUUUUAAACCCUCGAUCCACGAGAUACUUCCCGCCGCACUUGCUUGAGUGUCUUCCAGAUCCCGAACAAAUUCGCGCAGACGCGGAGGAGACGCUCGCAGUAAUGAAAAAAGGCGGUGAUGCUGAAAAGGCGGCAAAGAAGGCGGUUGGGAAGGACGACUCAGACGAUGACGACAUAGGAAUCAUUGACGACGAGCUGGGAGAGGAUGAGAUGGAUGAGGAUGAGGAUAACGAAGAUGAGGACGAUGGAGAUUUGGAAGAAGCUCCGGCGGAUGGUCCGGAAUUCGGCAUCGCUAAGAAGCCUGCCAGCACGCGCCGAGCGGAAAUCUUCCAUCAAGGUUUAGGCGAUGCUCUCAUCGCGGCGUGUAACGCCAAUGCGGCCGCGAUGUUACGGAAUAACCUCGCUUCAGACGUGUUAUUUGAGGUCGCAGCAGGGGGUUGUGACGGCGUUUUCCACGAAGCGAUGGGUGACGAGAAGAUGACCGCGCUCUAUAAAGCCAUCUCUAGCGCGGUGGCGCUAUCGAUGUCAUCUAAAGAGAUUGAUGAUGAGACGGGCGAGGCUCUUGAGUCGUUGCACACGAAUUUUUUCUCCACCAGAACGCUUCGUCGAAUGGCGUUGGAAAUCAAGCACCCGGCGUUCGUGCCCCAGUUCUGGAACACAGCGCUCAAGGGCAGUCUCAAGACGUGGAUAGAUGGACACGGAAGUAAAGUUAUCGCCGCGAUCGUUCGCGCGGAUACCGACUCGAAAACACGCAAGGCGAUUCACGCCGCCGUCGGUAAGCUGGUCGAUGGAGGAGACGCCGACGCGUGGGCGGAGGGUUUCUUUCACGUCAAGGAUGCGACGGAUGCCAAAAAAUCCAAGGUAAAAGAUGCGAAACGCAAGAGCUCGAGCAAACCGUCGAAGAAGUAA
This is a messenger RNA of Ostreococcus tauri, 2223 nucleotides long. Its product is annotated as Armadillo-type fold. Gene Ontology annotation, cellular component: nucleolus. NCBI's taxonomy places the organism in Eukaryota, Viridiplantae, Chlorophyta, Mamiellophyceae, Mamiellales, Bathycoccaceae. The coding region runs from base 1 to 2223 and encodes 740 amino acids. Gene Ontology annotation, molecular function: mRNA binding. The record is from RefSeq and is a predicted model, not a curated record. Gene Ontology annotation, biological process: regulation of translation. The transcript has a single exon.